AUGAAGAAGAGAAAGAGAGUAGGAUUGGACGACGUCGGCAGCUCACAGUCACGUAAUUCGCAUCGAACUGAAAGCAGUAGUAGCAGUACUGGCGAUGAAUGGUUAUGUGCCAGCACUCGGGUCCCAUUACCGGGGGAAACAUUCAAUUUGCUUUCCACAAAAACCAAGCAGAAGCCAGUUUCAGCGGUACCGCUUAGGGACGUGAAAGUAGCGCCAAGAAGAUUUUCUGCUCCAAAUCCAUCCUUUACUCUGGGAAAGGAUGACCACAGAAAGGAUGGUUCUGAAUCCCUUUCAGACACCUGCACACCAACUGGCAGCACAUCCGGGUUUAGCCCUUCUUGCAUAUUUCAGGCGAAAAAACCAUCGAAACUAAUUCAGCUGAAACGGGCAUCAUUGUCUUCACCUUCGGCUUCUAGUCCCAGAAUCAGGAAAGCUUCACCAAUUCUCACGCCUGAGGCAUCCUCUAAGUGUAAGUGGCCAUCAUUUGUAAGUAGGAAAAGGAAAAAUGUGGUUUUGGAGCUUUCACCGCGUAGUGCUAAGUCAUAUACUAAACUUGAGCGAUCCGUUAUUAGCCGAAACAAUAUGUCAGAGGAUUCCAUGGAAGUGGAAGAAUCUCCUCUCAAAACAGAUACGAUUCGCCCUGCUGAACGCACUCCUUCUCCAGCUCCCUGCACUUCUGUAGAGUCUUUGAUGACAGAUUCACAGAAUUUCACGGGAACGAUCAAAACCAGGGGUCUCGAAAAUAGCCGAAAAGAUGUACUCUACAGGAUUGCGACUAAAAGAGAAGAAACGUGGCCAAUGUUCUUACGAAGUCCGAUCAAGACGAGUGGAGACAAUGAAAGAUCUACAAGUGUUGUGACUCAAACGAUUCUGGAUUCUUCACCUGAUGAGAAGAACGAGGGUCCGAAAGGUGGCGCAAUUGAACCUGCGCUGUCUUCAGUCGACACAAAGUCCAGUGCUUCAGGCGAUGUGAUCGCUGCUACUCAGGAACUCGUGACUGAAUCCGAUGACGAGACGGAUCUGAGAUCAGAAAGAUUUUAUAUUGACGAGAUCAGCCGACUGAACUCAAACAACCCGUCGACAGAGAAAAGAAUGAAAGAAGAAGAGGACUCUGAAGAAGAUGAGAGUUCGUCAGAUGAAGAUGACACGCUCACGCGAAGUAGCGUGGCAAGGAUGAAUUUGACUGGAUUUGCGCAUGACCUUGCCGAAUUUAUUCUUGCACGUCGCUCCGAGCGCCUAAUGAUAAAGAGGGAUCCAAAUGUGCAAACGACAACUUAUGAAGUUUUGCAUACAGUGAGUGCAUGGGGGCUCUCGGUGUCGUGGCUUUCACCAAAGGCGAUGAUGUUUGCGCCGCCGUUUGCUCGAGACCCUACCACUGUCACACUGGCACUACCAUUGCUGAUCAUUCCGAACAAGUACGAUCCAGAAAUGCCGCUCAUACUUAAUCCUAUCAUAGUUUCCACCACACAGGAUACACUUGUCGCAAAUCCGGAAACUUAA
Necator americanus (New World hookworm) is the source of this 1500-nucleotide messenger RNA. RefSeq lists its product as uncharacterized. Lineage: Eukaryota; Metazoa; Nematoda; Chromadorea; Rhabditida; Ancylostomatidae. The record is from RefSeq and is a predicted model, not a curated record. The coding region runs from base 1 to 1500 and encodes 499 amino acids. The transcript has 12 exons.